AGCUGUUACACUUUACUUGGGUAUAAACGCAGUAAUUUAACAAAACAAUUGCAAAACGGUUGUCUACCAGUCAUUUACAACAACAGUCUAGAAACAUAUCAUCCACCAUGAAGGUUUUCGUAAUACUGUGUGCCUUUGCUGCUUUCAUGUUUACUGCAGGAGAUCCGGUUCCUGCAGUUUCUCCUGUGCCUGAUGCACCAAGCCUUUCAUCGGAGAAAACUGAAGACGUGGCUGUUGAAGCACCAGCAGUAGUUCCGGAAGCGCCAGAGGUAGCAAGCGAAGAAGUCGCCCCUGAGACCAAGGAAGAACCUGAAGUAGCAAGUGAAGAAGAAGUUGACAGCGGCAGUGACGAAGAAGAAAAACAAGAAGAACAAGAACAAGAACAAGUAGAACAAGGCGAGGGAGAAGAAGAAGAAGUGGAGGACGAAGAAGAAGGGGAUGAUGAGGAUUCAGAAGAAGAGUGAACAUUUUAUGUUUCAUAAACAUAGUUUAUAUGAAAGUGUUCAUAAAAAUCAUGAUUACAAAAAAAUCUUACUAUGUCCCAAAAUGCUGAAUUUAAAUAAAGUAUCUACGAAGUUAC
Molecule: messenger RNA, 580 nt
Organism: Mytilus californianus (California mussel)
Lineage: Eukaryota; Metazoa; Mollusca; Bivalvia; Mytilida; Mytilidae
Product: troponin T, skeletal muscle-like
Exons: 5
Coding region: 108-464 (118 amino acids)
Source: RefSeq, a predicted model, not a curated record